UGAAACACGAUCUGCCCCGCGCCAGCCGACGAGGGAUCGCGCACGGUGGCGGUGGACCAGGCUGUGCUGCCGCGUCACCCACCGUCGGUGAUCGCGUCCCAUGCCUCCCACCCAGAGCCCCAAUCGCCCCGGGACCGACAGCAUCAGCUCACCUCAGUAUUAAAAUCCCAGUCUCCCUCUGAUCCCCCACACCCUGGCCCCCAGCCCGCUCAGCUCAGCUCACCCUCGCUCGCCACCACUCCGCCGCCGCUCCCCUCGCCCGGAUCUCGCCAUGGGCGUCGCCACCAACGGCUCGGCGGCGGAGCAGGCGCCGGCGCCGGCGCUCAAAUUCCUCAUCUACGGCCGCACGGGCUGGAUCGGGGGCCUGCUGGGCGGCCUCUGUGCGGCGCGCGGGAUCCCCUUCGCCUACGGCGCCGGCCGGCUCGAGAACCGCGCGCAGCUGGAGGCCGACAUCGACGCCGCGGCGCCCACGCACGUGUUCAACGCCGCGGGCGUCACGGGCCGCCCCAACGUCGACUGGUGCGAGACGCACCGCGCCGAGACCGUCCGCGCCAACGUCGUGGGCACGCUCACGCUGGCCGACGUCUGCCGCGCCCGAGGGCUCGUGCUCAUCAACUACGCCACCGGGUGCAUCUUCGAGUACGACGACGCGCACCCGCUCGGCUCCGGGGUCGGCUUCAAGGAGGAAGACACGCCCAACUUCGUCGGAUCAUUCUACUCCAAAACCAAGGCCAUGGUUGAGGAACUGCUCAAGAACUAUGAGAAUGUAUGCACCCUUCGUGUAAGGAUGCCUAUUUCAUCGGAUCUCUCCAAUCCUCGCAAUUUCAUUACCAAAAUCACCAGAUACGAGAAGGUUGUCAACAUCCCGAAUUCAAUGACAAUACUGGAUGAACUUCUUCCCAUCUCGAUCGAAAUGGCGAAGAGAAACCUGACUGGAAUAUGGAAUUUCACAAAUCCUGGUGUGGUGAGCCACAACGAGAUACUAGAGAUGUACAGAGACUACAUCGACCCAAGCUUCUCUUGGAAAAACUUCAAUCUGGAAGAGCAAGCAAAGGUCAUAGUUGCACCGAGGAGCAACAAUGAGCUCGAUCAAACUAAGUUGAAGAAUGAGUUCCCAGAGCUUCUGUCCAUCAAGGAGUCGCUGAUCAAAUACGUUUUCGAGCCAAAUCGGAAGACAUCCAAGGCUUGAGAAAUGGAGCUAUACUCGACUGUAUGUUGGUGCUAUUUAUUCCAUCCGAAUUGACAUUUUUCUCUAUGGCGAUCAUCAAUAAGCACGCCCCCUGUUUCGUGUUCAUUGUAUUUGAAGCGGAUAGGUUUCUCAUAGGAUGCCACGCCAUACUCCUUGUUACGGUCAGAUCAUUAUACGGAGAAAGACAAGGUGUAAUCUAGCUCAACUUUCCUCCUGGGGUAUUAUCAAUACGAUGGGAAUGAACCGAGGAGCUUCCUCUGUUGUGCCAAAA
Molecule: messenger RNA, 1460 nt
Organism: Panicum hallii
Lineage: Eukaryota; Viridiplantae; Streptophyta; Magnoliopsida; Poales; Poaceae
Product: bifunctional dTDP-4-dehydrorhamnose 3,5-epimerase/dTDP-4-dehydrorhamnose reductase
Exons: 2
Coding region: 272-1189 (305 amino acids)
Biological process (GO): S-adenosylmethionine biosynthetic process
Cellular component (GO): methionine adenosyltransferase complex
Molecular function (GO): methionine adenosyltransferase regulator activity
Source: RefSeq, a predicted model, not a curated record